UACGUUAGCAUCUAGCCAGGAACCAGUUCAGCUGACAGCUUGUGUGAGUUAAUGCCAACUGGAACAUCACAGAGGACUUGUUUUUUUUACAGCCCACCCUGCGUUCCUUCAUUGGAUUAUUUAGUCCCGACCCACAUUUAGGUGUGGGAGUGUUGUGGGGGGAGAGCCACGUGUACAGGAACUAUUUGACAGCUGACUGGAAAUUGCAGGUCUGUAUGACUGGGGAAGUUCAGCUAAUAUUAGCUAGCUAGCCAUCUCUCAACACCGAUAAGUCCUUUUUAACUUUCACCUCAGUGUCGUUUUUGGGUCUUCCUUCUCGACAGGUAACUAUGGCUGUUUGGAGGAAACUGUGGUGCAGAAACCUGCUGUCGGUGUCCCUGCUGUUCUGCAUCCUGCUCCACACCAUAGAUGUUCACGCGCGGCCGGCCAACAUGUCGGCGGCUAAAGAAAAAUCUCCCGUGCCUAAGGACGACAAUGAGAUUCUUCCCCCGGACCACCUGAACGGGGUGAAGAUGGAGUUGGACGGCCACCUCAACAAGGACUUCCACCAGGAGGUUUUCCUGGGAAAAGAGAUCGAGGAAUUCGAGGAGGACUCAGAGCCGAGGAGGAACAGGAAGAAGCUGAUUGAGAUUUUCACAAAAGUUGAUUUCAACAAGGACAGGAGCGUAAGCGCCAAAGAGAUGCAGCGCUGGAUCAUGGAGAAGACGGAGGAGCACUUCCAGGAGGCCAUGGUGGAGAACAAGAACAGUUUCCGUGCCGUGGACCCCGAUGCUGACGGUCAUGUGACUUGGGACGAAUACAGAGUGAAAUUCCUGGCCAGCAAAGGUUUCAACGAGAAGGAAAUGGCCGAGAAAGUGAAGAAUAAUGAAGAUCUGAAACUGGAUGAGGAAACUCAGGAGGUUUUGGAGAGCCUGAAGGACCGCUGGUUUCAGGCGGACAACAACCCCAACGACCAGCUGCUGAACGAGCAGGAGUUCCUGUCCUUCCUCCAUCCUGAGCACAGCAAGGGCAUGCUGCAAUACAUGGUCAAGGAGAUUGUGCGCGACCUAGACCAGGACGGUGAUAAGAAGCUGACUCUCUCCGAGUUCAUCUCCCUACCUGUGGGCACCGUGGAGAACCAGCAGGCGCAGGACAUCGAUGACGACUGGGUGCGAGAGAGGAAGAAGGAGUUCGAGGACGUCAUCGACUCAGACCGGGACGGCAUCGUGACCAUGGCCGAACUGGAGGAGUACAUGGACCCGAUGAACGAGCACAACGCCCUGAACGAGGCCAAGCAGAUGAUUGCCGUCGCAGAUGAAAAUCAGAAUCACAAUUUGGAGCUGGAAGAGAUUCUCAAGUACAGCGAAUACUUCACGGGCAGCAAGCUCAUGGAUUACGCCAGAAAUGUUCACGAGGAGUUUUAGAGACGAUAGAUCCCCUCUCUAACUGCUUCAGAGACACGCCGGAUGGGAGGCAAACUAAUGAUGGGAUGUUUGAGUGUGCAAUUUUGUGUUGAAAGCCCCUUUUUAGACUCCAAUAGAGUGGUGCAAGGAUGAUGGAUUUUUGUACGCUGACCUGGAAGUUAGCAUCGUAAGGGCUCCCUCUACAAAAUUGCAGUUUGAAUAUUGUCUAAAAUGAGAUCUUUGCCAUACACACGGUAAUGAUACUUGCACUUUCUGUUCAGCAGAAUAAUCUUCACGUAUUAACAACACUUGAUUUUUUAAACGCUAACGUUAGGCUACAAACAAACUACAUCACGAUAGCAUCACCACCGCCGUGCUAACCGUGGCUAAAUCUCAGUGUGAUGACAUCUAGCUACUUGUAAGCAAGUUUGUAUGCUUAUUUUCUUUAACCACAGACCUUAUUUCUGACUAAAAUCACUUUAGAAAGAACACUGACGAGGGAUCCAGAAGGGGUGAAAUGCGAACUUUUUUCCAGGCUUUAGAACUCAUUCCUGCACCGCUCUAUGAAAACAUCCAUCCAUCAUCCCUGGACUGCCAGCCAGUGAAGUCAAUAAGGUCUGUGAGACAUUAUUCUUUGAAAGGUUCAGCCCUGAAUCAAAAUGUGUUUGUGUGAUAUUGUGAAAUGUGUGCAUAUGAGAAAUGUUAACCCUCACUAGACGCUUCCAUUCCUGAUGCAGUGGGGAGAAAUCGCAGCGAGGCCAUGUUACCAUUUAUUCUGCAGGAUCUGCCCUUUCCUUUUUGUUUCCGUUUUGUUUUUGCUAGCCAGUCUGUACACAGUGUAAAUACUUAAUUGUCGCGUAGCAACGCCUCUGUCACAGAGACACGCUGAGAGAAUAUAUUAUGAACGCUGCUAAGAGGACACACCCUAUAGAGAUGCUAAAAUAAAAGAUGCCCCAAAAAAAAAGGUCUUUCCUAAGAAAAGGUGACCUGUUUGCAACUCUGCUCGUUCCCAUUGUAGAUAAUAUCCGUCCUACUUAUAAACAGGGUAACAGUACAGAUGUAUAGCUUUUAAAAGUUAUAAAAGCCUCAGUGAUGUACAGGGAUCCUGCUCAGCACACGUCACAGUUUGUUUUCAGAGUAAUAUAUGAGAACAGUGUGCCUUUUCCCCCAGCAGACAUUUUGGCUUAAAACAACUCACCUGUGUGUGUGUGUGAUAGGUCAAAAUGUCCCCUGUGUGUAAAGGCCUAUUGUUUUGUUCUUCAUUCAAAAGCUAUCUUAAUUCAUGCUUGUGUUCAGAUGUAGAUGAAGAGGAAUGUAUUUAUUUGGAUAGCUACAUCUACAUUUUGGUCUCGUGUUGGUUUGCAAAGAAUGGUAGCUGACUCUCCAUCAUAUUUUACCUGUUAAAUAAGAUUUGAAGUCUUUUGGUUGAUUCACGAGUUUCAAAAUGCAUGGACGACAACAACGUUAUCGCAUUUCUAAUCAAUUCUGCUCGGAUCCCGCGGUCCUCGGCCUGUUUGGAUUGUAACAUAAGAUUUGUGAUAACAAAAUGGGACACAGCUUUAUAAAAAAUGUAUUGCAAUUACUGGUAAACAAUAAAUAGUUCUUAUUAAUUAAA
Messenger RNA from Eleginops maclovinus (Patagonian blennie), 2997 nucleotides. RefSeq names its product stromal cell derived factor 4 (gene sdf4). Gene Ontology annotation, molecular function: calcium ion binding. Gene Ontology annotation, biological process: calcium-ion regulated exocytosis. Gene Ontology annotation, cellular component: endoplasmic reticulum. The record is from RefSeq and is a predicted model, not a curated record. The transcript has 7 exons. Lineage: Eukaryota; Metazoa; Chordata; Actinopteri; Perciformes; Eleginopidae. The coding region runs from base 330 to 1403 and encodes 357 amino acids.